AACUUUUCAGCAAAAGCUACUACAACAAUAGCUAGUGGCUGUCUUUGGGUUCGUGUUGAGAACACGUGGACAACAAUCCUUAGCAGAACAUACCACAUCAAACACAUUUCUUCCUUAGUUUUCGAGUAAUUCAACCCUGAAAAAUAUUGUCGUGUCUCUUUCUUUGCCAUUCCCACUCCUUUAAGCCUAGCCUACUCUAUCUUCAAUUCAAUCAACUCUCUUUCACUUCUCUUAUUAUCUAUCUACUUUUUGUGAGCUCAAUCAAAAAUGGCUAUGGUUGUGACUGCUUCUACUACUGCUCUUCUUCAUCAGCAUUCUCUCCAUCUUCCCAAGCUCUCACUUUUCUCCAGAAACCAUGCCAACCCCUCCUCCGCCACCUGUCUUAAAUUGGACUCUCAUGUAAUUGAAACGACAAGGAGAAGUCCUCUUCUUUCCCCUCUAUUAGUCAAAAACGACACACUUUGUGAGGUUGUACUUGAUUCUAAUAAGGAUAAUGAAGAAGAAAUGGAAGAGCUCAAUGACACCCACGAGACCCUUUUGUAUUCUUUUAGUCCUUUGCCUCUCUUGUUUGUGGCUGCUUUACCUGGAGCUGGGGCUAUAAGGUCUGUAUUUGGACCUUUUGUUGAGCUAGUAAAGUCAUGGAAUCUUCCAGACUGGCUUGUUCACUGGGGUCAUCCUGGAAAUAUGGCAGUUGUGCUGUUUGCCAUGGGUGGCUAUGGAACCUAUUUGGGCUUCAGAAUACGUUUCUCUGAUGAUUUGGAAGAAAAAGCAAAGGCCAAAGAUUUGCAUCCAAAGCUUUUGGCUGGGAUGUUUUUCUUCUUUGCUCUUGGAGCAACUGGUGGAGUAACAUCUCUUCUCACUUCAGACAAACCCAUCUUGGAGAGUCCACAUGCUGUUACUGGUUUAAUUGGCCUGUCUCUCCUUGCUAUUCAAACCAUAUUACCUACAUUAUUUGAGGGAAAUCCUGGAUUACGAAAUGUUCAUGGAAUUUUAGGGAGUGGGAUCAUGACUCUGUUUCUUGUUCAUGCUGCCCUUGGACUUCAACUUGGCCUAAGUUACUAACCAUAGUUUUGAGCUUUGUUACAAUAUUUUUCAAUGUUCUUUUUUUCUAUUAGAUUUAAAUUGACAGCAACUACAUUGAAAUAAACUUGUCACCGCCUGGUUCAUUAAAGCCAAAAUAUAAAGAAGAAAAAGAGUGUGAAAGUAUAAAGAGCAACAUAGCAGCACAUUCCCUGUAUUUACUAUAUAGCAGGCUGUCAAGUAUUGAGGGAAACCCCAUCAAAGUGUUCAUCUAAAGGUUUCUCAAU
Cannabis sativa is the source of this 1307-nucleotide messenger RNA. RefSeq lists its product as uncharacterized. Gene Ontology annotation, biological process: respiratory electron transport chain. The record is from RefSeq and is a predicted model, not a curated record. NCBI's taxonomy places the organism in Eukaryota, Viridiplantae, Streptophyta, Magnoliopsida, Rosales, Cannabaceae. The coding region runs from base 268 to 1062 and encodes 264 amino acids. Gene Ontology annotation, cellular component: membrane. The transcript is spliced from 6 exons.